This is a messenger RNA of Trichosporon asahii var. asahii CBS 2479, 780 nucleotides long. RefSeq lists its product as uncharacterized. NCBI's taxonomy places the organism in Eukaryota, Fungi, Basidiomycota, Tremellomycetes, Trichosporonales, Trichosporonaceae. The coding region runs from base 1 to 780 and encodes 259 amino acids. The record is from RefSeq and is a predicted model, not a curated record. The transcript has 2 exons.
AUGGCGCCAUCCGUCAAUUACCGGCCCGAGACUGUACAGUGGGCAACUCGUUCAGCUGACCAUACCUCUCUCUCUUCCAUCCCUUCCAAACCACACCUCACAUCUCACGGCAGCAUGAGCUUCUCCCCCUACCGGAUCCAGCACGUCAACCUCUCAGUCCCAGUAGGAACUCUAGAGCAAGCCGAGGAGUUCUACGGCACCGUGCUCGGCUUCGCGCCCGACCCCGUGCCGCAGCUGCAGCGCGACUCUCUGCGCUGGUUCCGCGUCGGCGACACGGGGCAGCAGGUGCAUGUCUCCUUCGACGAGCCGAACAGCGGCAAGACGCGGUGUCAUCCCUGCUUUGCGCUAAGGGAUGGGGAGGCGCUGUUGGAGCUGCAGAAGCGGAUCUGGGACGCGUUCCAGAAGGGAGGGAAAGCGGCGCCCAUGGCUGCUGAUGAGCCCGGGAAGGAGAACUCGGGCGCCAAGGUGCGUCUACAAUGCGAGAGGGGGCUGACAGCCAGGGGGUCGAGUAUCCCUCCCGCUUCUUCUGUCGGGACUAUGCAGGCAACAGACUCGAGUUCAGUCGUCGAGGUUUCCGCUGCCCCACCUCCACCCGCGACCGACGAGCUUGGCGCGCCCGUUCUCGAGGCGCGAGGUCAGCGCUCCACCGCGCUCGGAGAGCUGGCGCGCGUCGAGCACGGAGUUCUCGUCCCCGCCCGCCUGCUUCACGAACUCGUGUCCCAGACCCUCGGGCUGCAGGUAGUAUCCCGUCAGGACGGCCCAGGCGCUUCCCGUCUGUGA